AUGACUACAUUCAAACGUCUCAUCAAUACUUCAUUGCUUCCUGAUGAUUUUCUGUCUUAUACUGAUGCACAAUUCUACAAUGUUGCCAAACAUUUUGUAGAUGAAAGUGCAUUAGAGCUGCUUGAAAUACAAUCUAUUUGGAGUCCUGACUCACUUAUACUUAUAUCAGGUGUUUUUGCCAUUUUGAACAUUAAAUGUGUUGCUUUAAAUUCUUUAAAAGAAAAAUUAUGUUUGAAAUCAGACGAUGACAUGUAUAUAGUUGUACCAGGCAUCAAGAGUUCAAUGAAUUAUUUUUAUGAAUUAAUUAUUCAAAAACAAGAUGAAGAUAUCAAAUUGUCAAAAAAACAAAAUAAGCGAUAUACUUCUGUUGUUUCGUCUAUUACUUCUGACUCAUCAAUCACGAUUCAGUCUGCAUAUAAUCUCCAACAACAAAUAUCACCACCUAAUACAACAAAUAUCGUUCAAUCAUCACCUGCUAUGCUCGUCAACGAAAAUUAUCAUCAAAGCUGUAUUAUAAACUCCAUCAGUAAUUUAUGCCAAAAAUAUUCUUCAAAAUUAUCAUUAACCGAAGGCUUUGAUUAUAAUUUGUGUCUUACAACAUCAAGUGAUACGAAUUUCACAGCAAUGAUAAGAUCAGAAGGUGGUCUCAAACGUUCUGGUCCGAGUGAUGUUGCUAAGAAGAAACGGAUCAAUAAAACUUACUGA
Rotaria sordida is the source of this 705-nucleotide messenger RNA. Lineage: Eukaryota; Metazoa; Rotifera; Eurotatoria; Philodinida; Philodinidae. The record is from the annotation of a GenBank genome assembly.